Molecule: messenger RNA, 405 nt
Organism: Caenorhabditis remanei
Lineage: Eukaryota; Metazoa; Nematoda; Chromadorea; Rhabditida; Rhabditidae
Exons: 4
Coding region: 1-405 (134 amino acids)
Biological process (GO): protein import into mitochondrial intermembrane space
Cellular component (GO): mitochondrial intermembrane space
Molecular function (GO): protein-disulfide reductase activity
Source: RefSeq, a predicted model, not a curated record
AUGUUCUUCUUUCCAUUCUUCCGACGAAUUCAUUGCCACUUGAAAGACGAGGUAUUGUAUAUUCGGAAAGAAGAAUUCGAAGAGCCGAUCAAGUCAGAAUGGGUUCUCGAAAUGCAGAAUAUCGAAAAGUACAGACCGAAUGGACCAACGCUCCCUGAUGGGUCAAUUAAUUGGCAAUGCUCAUGUAUGGCUGGUGGAUCUUUAGUAGCACAUCGAUGUGGAAACUACUUUCGAGAAUUGUACGUUUGUAUGAAGAGUGAUGAUAAACGAGAUCCCUCUGAAAAGUGUCCGAAUCAAUUUGUGAAUUGGGCGGCUUGUAUGCAGAAUAUGAGUGAUGAACGACGAGAAAAGAUGCGGAAAGCGAUGACGGAAGAUUCCACAGAACUCAAAAUUAGUGAAAAAUAG